Molecule: messenger RNA, 1368 nt
Organism: Fusarium vanettenii 77-13-4
Lineage: Eukaryota; Fungi; Ascomycota; Sordariomycetes; Hypocreales; Nectriaceae
Exons: 3
Coding region: 1-1368 (455 amino acids)
Cellular component (GO): cytoplasm
Source: RefSeq, a predicted model, not a curated record
AUGACUUAUACCAUUCUUUCCGACGACCAGGUCAAUUCCAUCCUGGAGGGCCUCACCGUGGAUGAGCUUGAAGAGUUUCGCCACGUUCUGGCUUCAUCACUCCACGAAUUCUCGACUGGCGUUCCAGCUCUCGAGGCCGCUUACCAGCAACCGAAUCGUAUCUCGACUACUCAUCCUGAAACUCAAGCCAGGACGCUGUAUAUGCCCUCUUGCGCUCCAUGUGGCAUGGGCUGUAAAGUCAUCUCCUUGACCACCGCAGAAGCUUCUCAGGAGGCUGAUUCUAAACCUAUUACUCCUACGGGAGUUGUCAACUUGUUUAGACCAGAUGGAUCACCACUAGGCAUCGUUCAUGCCAGUGCCCUCACUGCUUUCCGCACAGCUCUCGCAUCAACUUGUCUACUGGCCCGUCGUGGCCAUGUCAAGACCCUGACUGUAUUUGGAAGCGGUCUACAGGCAUACUGGCAUAUCAGAUUGGCCCUCAUGAUGCGAGGUCACACCAUCAAGCACGUUCACAUCAUCAACCGUCGAUGGUCUGAAAAUGCAACUAGUCUCUUGAAGAAAUUCGCCAGCAUCCCACCUGAGAUCAAGGAAAGGGAGGGUUGGACCGACGUCAAGUUUGGACUCUUGAUCCCCGCGUUUCACGAGUACAAUCGCCUCCUGAAGGAGCAGAUGCGGGAUGCGGAUGUCAUCUACUGCUGCACUUCAUCACAAGAGGACCUAUUUGAUGCAUCCAUUCUGACAUCUCACGAAGGGCGGAAAAAGGGACGGCUGAUUAUUGCUGUUGGAAGUUAUACGCCUGAGAUGAGGGAAUUGCCCGAUGAUCUUCUUCAACUGGCCGUCAAGCAGUAUGAUAAACCUCACCGACACUAUCACAAGCACGCACCUGAAGGUGGUGUGAUUGUAGUCGACAACAUCAAAGGUGUCCUCAAGGAAGCGGGUGAGAUCAUUGCAGCUAAAAUCGGGCCUAAUCAGCUGGUCGAGCUUGGAGAACUUGUCAUGCUUCAUCGUCAAGCCCUAGAAGAAUCCGACGACCCCAUCAGCAGCCAGACAUCACUUGCCUCGGAUGAUAGGUUCGACCAUGGCAGGUCUUCCAUUUCCACAGUCUUUGGAAGCGAUGCUCCAUCUAGUCCUAGUUCAGUCAGCUCAGACCCUCGCAAGUCUGGAUCCAUAUUUCACUUCCGAAAAGGUUCCAACAGCUCUUUGGAUAAAGAAAAGGGGAAGAAUGAGGACCAUCUCGUGCGGUGGCUGCGAGACGGGACGGUAAUCUACAAGAGUGUUGGCCUUGGACUCAUGGAUCUCGUCGUGGGCAUGCACUUGGUCGAGGUUGCAAACGAAAAGCACAUUGGAACGGUUAUAAAAGGAUUUUGA